UUGAUAGAUUAUUGGAUCUUGGCAUUGCAUUGCAGCAUUGAAUGUGGAAAUAGAAAAUUGAAUAGAGAGAGAGAGAGAAAUGGAGUCGGCGGUGGUUUCGAAUCAAGCGGCGGAGUUCGAUUACUUGUUCAAGCUCUUGAUGAUCGGCGACUCAGGCGUCGGCAAGAGCAGUCUUCUCCUCAGCUUCACCUCCGAUUCCUUCGAAGACCUUUCGCCUACCAUCGGUGUUGAUUUUAAGGUCAAAUAUGUUACUCUCGGAGGCAAAAAACUCAAGCUUGCAAUUUGGGAUACAGCUGGUCAGGAGAGAUUUAGAACCUUGACAAGUUCAUAUUACAGAGGUGCACAAGGAAUCAUUAUGGUUUAUGAUGUAACAAGGCGAGAAACAUUUACAAACCUUUGUGAUGUAUGGGCAAAAGAAAUAGAACUCUACUCAACAAAUCAAGACUGCAUCAAGAUGCUUGUUGGGAACAAAGUUGAUAAGGAAAGUGACAGGGUUGUAACAAAGAAAGAGGGAAUAAAUUUCGCCAGGGAAUCUGGGUGCCUCUUUAUUGAAUGCAGUGCUAAAACUCGAGUUAAUGUGCAGCAGUGCUUUGAAGAGCUUGUUUUAAAGAUUCUGGAUACUCCCAGUCUCUUAGCCGAGGGGUCUAAAGGGGUGAAGAAGAAUAACAUCUUUAAGGAGAAACUGCCGCAGGCUGACGCAUCAACGAGCGGAUGUUGCUGAAGCUUACUCACUUGUCUCAAACUAGUGCAUUUCAGAUCUCUAAUUAGCACUAAAUUGGUCCCUUGUCACUCCAGAAGGAAUUAUUCUCAUUCUAUGAAGUGCAAAUCUCUUGUAAAAUAUAGCUCAUCUGAUUUCUUCCGCAUUUUUUUUGUUUCCUAUGGGACUAAUUUGUGCGUACAAACACAAUUCAUAUUUAAUAUAUUCCCACUUUGAUAUUA
Molecule: messenger RNA, 939 nt
Organism: Pyrus x bretschneideri (Chinese white pear)
Lineage: Eukaryota; Viridiplantae; Streptophyta; Magnoliopsida; Rosales; Rosaceae
Product: ras-related protein RABC1
Exons: 6
Coding region: 80-721 (213 amino acids)
Molecular function (GO): GTP binding; GTPase activity
Source: RefSeq, a predicted model, not a curated record